Drosophila ananassae is the source of this 6688-nucleotide messenger RNA. Its product is annotated as myb-like protein AA. NCBI's taxonomy places the organism in Eukaryota, Metazoa, Arthropoda, Insecta, Diptera, Drosophilidae. Bases 1884 to 4187 code for a protein of 767 amino acids. The transcript has 5 exons. The record is from RefSeq and is a predicted model, not a curated record. Gene Ontology annotation, molecular function: growth factor activity.
AACUUCUUAGUUCACGAUCAUUUUAAGAAACUCCUUCUUAAAGUCCUUCUUAACUGCUCAGUUCUAGAAUUUUAAAGCUUAGCUUGUGAUUAGCUCGGAACUAAGACUUUAGUUUCUGAGUUUCUCUUCCGCAGGACACACACGUGUUGUUGACUUUCUCUUAGAAAGCACUUUCUCUGUGCGCAGCGGCGCAACCAGGACUCUCUUAGUGGCCAUUGCAUGCGAGAAUGGCCCUUCUCGCUCGCCAGUUCUCCCUAUCUCUCUGGGACUCUCCAAUGUAAAAGCGCAGCUUGGCAGUACUGCUGCUGCUGGCUCUGGUGCUUCCUCUUCCACGCAUUUUUGACACUUGUGACAUUUUUGACACACAAAUCAAUUGUUACGUGAAUUUUCAGCGUGUCGUGCAGCAGCAACAGCAGCAGCAGUGGCAGCAGCCGAGGCACACAAAGUCGGGUGACUGCUCACAAAAAAUAGUGAAAAAAUUAAUCAAAAUCAAAAGCAACAAAAUCAUAUUUUUAUUAACCGGAAAUAUUGUGUUGUUUUUUCGCGUUUGAAACAUCAUGCCGCAAGUGUUGCCUACUUUCGUGCGUUGCCCACGGACUGUGUGUGUGUGACAUAAUUUGGUGUAAUGGCGAGAACUUGAAUUUAAAGAUUCUAGCACAUAGGCUGGCUAGUGUGACCUCAGAGUGCAUAACACACCACUUUGAAUACUAAAGGCACUCCGCAACUGCCACACCACCCCACUUACCGACCUACCCACCUAACCACCCACCCACCCACAACGCGCCCCUCUUUUUGGGGGCCUUCUUCUUUCUGCUGCAAAUCGAUUUCUGUUUCCGGCAUUUUUCACGUGGCUGCUGCUGUCCCCCUUCACUGAGAAAAAUUUUGUGUUUGACAAUAAAUUUUUAACUAAAAAUUAUAUAGUUGAAAUUAAGCCUUUUACGUUAAAAGUGACAGUUUAAUAAAUAAAUUAAAUUAUUUGUAUUUUUAUUGUCCUUACAAUUUUCUCUCAGUGCUCUAUGUUGGUCUGUUUUCGUGCAGUUUUGGCUUUUCGCUGCUGCUCUGCCAUUCUGCCAUUCUGGCGUUCUGGCCUAACGAUUUUUCCCGCAAAACAACACCUAAGCUCAAGCCCAAAGUCAAACACAAACACAGGCCUUAGACCCCCAGAGCCCCAGAACCCCAGAGCCCAAAUCCAAAAUAUUAUAGUAGUAGAGAACGGAGAGGACAUUAAGGUGGCAGCCAGCAUGGGCCGUAAAUCGCAAAUCGUAAACAGUUUUGUGGGCCUCCCCAGCUGAAAGUAACAGUCAGCCUGGUUUAUCGGAAUCGUUUUUGAUUUCCUGCUUUUGGCCUGUAUUCCGUCCGUGUAUUUCGUUUUUCCGAAUUCCGUAUUCCAUUUGCCGUAUUCCGUAUGUGUGUGUGUGUGUUAGUGAGGUCUGCCAUUCCAUUCGCUUCUUAGGGCUUUCCUCGUCGUGGCUUUAUUUUCGGUUUCGGUUUCAGUUUCAGUCAGUCAGCUGCUGCUUUUCACGUGGCACGUGUCGUAUGAGUAAUAUUUUCGGCUUCUUCCACUUUAAUGCCAGCAUCAGCACCAGUCUCAGCCCAGCCCAGCCAGCACCAAAAUGAAAAAUGCUUAGAAAAGGGCAAAAAAAAAAAAAACUAUGAGAAAAGACUGUCCAACUGACAUAUAUUAAAUAGCAAUUACGGAAUUCAUUAAGUGCUUAAAUCAAUCGCAAUUUCAAAGUGUUCAAAAUUAUCAAUAAUAAUCAGAAAUAACAAUACAAUAAUCAAAUAGAUGUUCGCUUGGAUUAAAUUUAACAAAGAAGCGUAGACGAAAUACGAAUGCAAAUUAGAUGCAAAAUAAAUGGGUAAAAUGAGGUCAAGUAAAUACGAUGUUACCACAGCUUACGGUCUAUGCCAAGAUUAUUUACCUCCUGAUGGUGGUGAUUUCAGGUGCAUUAUGUACAGUAGAAGAUUACGUAAUAAUGUCACUGUGUGCACAAGACAAAGCCAUACACCUAGCUGCGGAAGGAACAGUCUCAGUGACAGACACUUCACAGAUACAAAAUAUAACGAUACUCGGCUUCCCGGACUAUCUGAACCAAGAGUUCACAUUCAAACUAGCACUGUACGCAAAAGAGACGCAAAGGUAUUUGUGCUUCAACGACAAUUGGAGAUUAGUUGGCAUGACGAAGCUGCGCGAUACCUGCUACUUCAACGAGACCAUCCAUCACGGUUAUUUCGUGUUCCGUUCCAUUGUCGAUUCAGAGCGACGAGUCGGAUUCACGCACGGAGGUAAGCCUGUGGGUCCAAAGAUGAGCGUCAAGGAUGCCUGCUACCAUUUCAAUAAGAUCGAUGUCGAGACCUUUUACCGCCAGCACAGGCAUUUGAAAAUCAACAGCAAUAGCAACGGUAGCGGCAGCGGCAGCGGCAAUAGCAACAGUAAUGGUAGCAGCAACAGCAACAUUAAGAGUCGGAAGCCCCCGCGUAACAACAAAAACAAUCGCCACAAAUCGAAUAACCAAAAUCAAAAGUUGCAACAGCAACAGGAGCAUCAUGGCCAUAAUAAUAAUAACGUUAUUCUUAAUAAUAAUAGUAGUACUAGUUUAAGUAGAACUAACAAAAAGCAACAAUCGAAGCAACAGCAGCAGCAGCAACAUCAGGUGCGACAUCACCAUAAUGAUCCAUCGCUGCUGGCGCGACGACAGCAACAUGAGAGGAAGCAGAAGCGGCGCAAGCAACAGAAGCAACAGCAACAUCAGCAGCAGCAGCAGCAACAACGAGUUACAGCUAGUCCAACGAAACCAGCAACUGCAACUACCCCAGUAGCAACAUCCCCGGCAACAGCAACCACAGCAGCAACAUUGAGCAGCAAGCGCAAGGGCAGACGAAGAAAGGGCAAGUCGAGGCAGCCCAAGUUGCAGCGACAGCAACAGCAACAGCAACAGUUGGCCCCAGCAGCAACUGCAACAACUGCCUAUACAGAAGACUCCUUUUACAGCAGCAGUAGCAUUGGCAGCAGCACAGGAUUCGAGGAUCUGGAUCCCUAUAACGUCAGCAGCAGUAGCAGCACGAGUUUAGAUCCCUGGUCUACUUGGUCCACAAUCGAUAGCUUUAGCAGCAGCAGCAACAGCGGCAGUAGCAGCAGCAGCAGCACAACAACAACAUCCGACGACAGUAUUAGCAGCAGCAGCAACUACGACCUCUGGGCAACCAUGAUCACCAAAAUGGAGGCCGAGGCAUCGGAGACCACGUCGGAGCUUAGCGGUAAUGAUACCGAUUUGCUGCUGCAGUACGAGCCCCAAAUGGUGGAGGAUAUAGGAAUGCAGGAGGAGGCGGAAUCCACAGCGACAUAUGAAACCAAAGCAACAUCAGCCAUAGCAGCAAUAGCAGCAACAGCGGCCACAACUACCUCGACAACGGGCCAGCAGCUGGUAAUUGAGCAGACGCCGCUGCAGCAGGAGAUGGCCAAAAGGAUUAGCACACCGGCAGCAACAGCAACAGCAACAGCAACGACAACAUCAGCAGCAACAGCAAGAGCAACCACAACACCAACAGCCACAACCAGUCAGACUGAAACAACACAGAGCACGCCAAAUCAGGGCCGAAAUGAGGUGAAGCCCCCGCAGAGGCAACACAAGUUCUUGGCGUCGCGGCAACCUUCAGCCACGACCAGAGUGUCCAGCACGGCCGAGACAUUGGCAACAACACCGCAGCAACAACGGAAGCAACCAUCCUCCUUGUUCAGUAUCCACAAGAAUAUCAACAGUGAUCUGAACAACUCCCUGACGGAGGCCUCGCCAACGGCAACAGCCACUACGGGAGCAACUGCAACCGUGACGGCGGCAACCACUACCAAGAAGAGCCUGAGGAAGUUCACCCGGAAGUUGAUGGCCACGCCCUAUCACCAACUGACCUACGUGAGAAAUGAGGCUGGGGACAUCGAUAUCGACAACCUGGACAACAUCAGUGUCUAUCCCGAUCUUUACGAGGGCGAUUUGGAAGGUAAUGGUAAUGGAAACGGCAACGACGGCAGCAACAGCACGGAUAUCAACCGGCAGAUGCCUGUCAGCCUGUCGGGCUACCUUCCUACCACAACCACGUCGGUGUUGACGGAAUUCAUCAGGAUUGGAAAGAACAAAAUCGACCGGGCACUUAAGAGGUCGCAGAUGCAAAAGCAUAGGAGAUUCGCGUAGUAGUAAGAAAUGGAAUAAUCUACUUAUGAAUCCUUGUUCUAUACAGGCCCGAUUCUGUUUUUCCGUUCAAAAUGGCUUCGAUUUACAUUUUAAAAUCAGUAUGUUUGGAUGAAAAUAAAAUCAAAUAUUCCUAUGACAGAUUGAAAACAGAAUCUGGCCUCGUAGAGAAAAACAAACCUAUACUCAUUUUUUCAAAUGAAUUUAAAUAAAAUCAAAGGAAGAGCAAAAUAUUUAUGAAUAAAUAAUAAACAAAAUUUUAUAAUGAACUGAUACAUAUAUAUAUAAACAUAUAAAACUCGAUGUACACAAGGAGUUGCUUACUGUUCAGUACCUCGACUCGACUCGACUUUUGCACUUGCACUAUGCCUAAAAGCACACUACAGAAAGCGGAAAGCGGAUGCGGAUGCGGAUGCCAUGGAUUGCGAUAACGAUAACUCAGGCCGCACUUCAUCCAGUAGCGAGUACAGUGAACACUACACCAGCUGCACUCGAGAGGCCGCAGGGAACGAAACUCUCUCAGAACUGCUACAUAGUUAUAAAUGAAAAGACAAUAACGUUUUUAUUUACGAGUAUGUGCUAUAGAAACUAACAAAUCGACAAGCCGAAGCGAUAGCGAUAACGAUAAUCGAUAAUCAAUAAUCGAUUUACGAUUUACGAUAAAAGAAAAACUAAAAUUGUUGAAAUGGAAAUUAAGAAGGAGCGCGACAUUCAGUUGCAAGCAAAUUAACGUUUCGAAGGCACUGAAAAAAAAUGUAGCAAACGUUUGAUUUACUAAAUCAAUUAAAUUAAUUAGCAAUCAGAAUAAAUAAAUACAAAGGCGAAAAAAAAACGAUAUAUAUAUAUAUUAUAUAUACAUAUAUGCAUAUAUUUUCAAAAUUUUAUAACGAACCAAAAACCAAUUAGUAAACAAAUUAGAACAAAACGAAUGAAGAAGUUUUUUAAAUUCAUACGCAAGCAGAAACUAUGUGUCGGCAACGAUGACGGUAACAAAUUCGCACAGCAAAACACUUCCAAAAACAAUGAAAGAUUUAAACUAAAUAUUAAACAAUUUUACUAGGCACAAGCGAUCGAAAUUGGAAUCGAUAUAGACGAGAACAAAAAACUCCAUUCAAAACCGAAUAAACCGAAUUUUUUAAGCGAAAACAAAACAGAGUUAUUCAAAUUGUCAGCAUUAUAAAUUGAUUUUAGGAAAUAGCUUGUGAGAAAUAUGCAAUGGAAACAAAUUUUGAAUAAUGGAACAUUUUAAAGAACUAAUUACGUAUGCAUCCAAAACAAAACAAAAAAAGAAAUAUGUACUGCAAGAAAACACCAAAAUUCACACUGAAUAAACAACGUUAUAUUUAUUGAUUGAUGAAAAACUAAGAACCUACAACUAAAAAAAUCGAAUCAAAAUAACAGCAAGGAAUACCAACUGCUGCUUUUCUACAUGCGAAUAUAUAUAGAUUUAUAUAUAUUCAUAUAUAUAUAUAUAUAGGCACAUAUAAGCAUAUGUGUACGAACAUGAAAAAGAUAUGCAAAAAUUGUUUCUCAUAUAUUUAUAUUAAUAUUAAAAAUAAAUAGUUCAAACAUAUUAACAAACCAAAUAUGCGAAAUUAAAACAAUUUGAAGGGAAAUGCGUAAACAAAAAAAAAACAAAAAACACAUAACUGAAGAGUCAAGUUUAUAUGUAGAAAUAUGUAUGAAUGUAAAUUUAAUGCAAACAAAAAUCAAGAAGUUAAAGCAAGAUGCUUAGGUGAAAAUUUAAUUAGUGUGUACUUAAGACAAGAAACCCAUUUAACAAUUGAACGAUUAAUUAUUAACUUAACUAGGCAUUGAAGCAGCACUCAACUAACAAUAAAUACAACAAAAUCCGAACAGAAACCGAAACAGAAACAGAUACUACAGAUACAGAAACCGAAACACUUGAAUUGAACUACUGUACUUAUACAUAUGCGCGUUGCUGUAAUAUAAACAAAAUUCUUAUGUUGAAUCGAAGAAUGAAAAAGAAGGAGUAGGACGAGCAGGAGGAGGUGGAUCAGGACCCUAACAGGAUCUUCUACCAACCAGCGCAGACAGAAACUAUUUAUUUCAACUUGCAUCGAAUGGGAGUGGAUUUUUGGGCCGAUUGUCAUUUGUCAUUUGUAAAUUCAUUUGCACUUUUCUUUCUACUAUUACUACUUUUAAUUAACGCAUUAAUCGUUAAUCGUAUGCCUAAGUUAACACUUCUACCAUUGUAAAUUGUAAUAUGUUUUAUUUCUAAGCCGAGCAUUAAAUGUAAUUAUUUAUGUAUAGAAAGCAAAAUGAUUCUUUCGCUACGAACUUACGACCUUUCGAACUUCAACCCACAACACUCUCUCACCAUCACUCACCUUGCCUUUGUCUCCCCCCAAAAACAAACGAAUUCUAUCCCUAUUAAUCUCUAUCUUAUAUAUGAAUAUAUAACUGACUAUUUAAUUGCAUUUCUUUGUAUUAAAACCAAGUAAUAACAACACACUAGAAACUUAAUAAAAGCCUCAACAAAA